Molecule: messenger RNA, 15785 nt
Organism: Cherax quadricarinatus
Lineage: Eukaryota; Metazoa; Arthropoda; Malacostraca; Decapoda; Parastacidae
Gene: Set2
Product: SET domain containing 2
Biological process (GO): regulation of DNA-templated transcription
Cellular component (GO): chromosome; nucleus
Molecular function (GO): histone H3K36 methyltransferase activity; protein binding
Source: RefSeq, a predicted model, not a curated record
ACGCCAUAUUGGAUGUGUACAGAUGAGCCAAGGAGCCAGAGCCACCCAUCGCGCACCCUACACUCACAUAAUUACUCUCUUUUCUAUAAUGUAAAAGCAUCUAGGUUGCAGGAUUUGCGGCUGCGGGGUAGGUGGGAUCAACUCGGGGACUUGUCUCCAGCACCACCACGGCUAGAAACUGUUUGUUGGCAGCAGACGAGGUAGAAAAGUGCGCAGGAGGAGAGUAGCAGAGGCGGCGGACCCGGGGAGUUGGAGUGGGGCCGUCGACGUCCCACCAUUUGCAAGUCUUGCCAGCACAGCUACACACAGCCGCCCUCCCCACCCUCAUAUCACCACCUCUACAUGAUGCCCACGAACACCCAUACAUCCUGCACACGAGAGGGUGACUAGAGGACCAACACAGUGCAACUGUGUCAGUUGAAUGGCAUACUCCUGGCAAGCACGAUGAAUGGGGAACCAGGGGAAGCAAACACCCCUGUACGACGAUCGUCUCGGGCAAGAAAACCAAACUCUCGAUUUGCUGAUGAUGAGCUAGAUGGUCGAUUUAAAAAGAUUGUCACUGGUUUAUCUUCGCCUGAGACACCUAUUCCUUUGGGUUCCCCCUCAGGUCGUCCCAGGAAGGUCGGGCGGAGAAAGGACAGUCGUAGUAGUGAAGAUGGGAGUGAAGUAAGGUCUGAAGAGCCAGAUGAUGACAAGAGUGAUGGGAGCAAACUAGUUGCAUCAGCAAACCGGUCACAAACUGACCAAAAGGAUAUGAAAACUUCUGAUGUUGCAUUUGAUUCAAAAGAAUUGCAUGAAAAAUGUGAAACACGUGUGUCCUUUGUUGAACCAAGUGCUGAAUCAGAAGCUCUAGUAAAUGGCCUUGAGGGUGAAAGUGAGAAUGAAAAAACUUCUGUUAGUGUUAGUAAAUUGCAGGCUGAAUGUGAGAAAACUAACGAGAUGGGAAGGAGAACCAGAAGUAGUAAAAAGAAGGACGAGUUGGAGAGCCCAACCAAAGACAUUAAGAAGCGAGGUAGAAAAAAAGGAAGAGGUAAGAAGAGUGAGGAAGAAGGAGAGGCAAGUGAAAGUGGGAUCUCGAGUGAGGAUGGAAGUUCAGGCUCUGUCACAGGGGAAAAGAUUGGUGAGGAUAUCGAGAGAGCCAUCAGCAGUAACAUAAUCAAGGCUGAAAAUCAGGGAAAGUCAGAUCUCAAUCAGUGUGGCAAAGAUGUGAGGUCUGAAGCUAAACCAAUGGAAUUAGUCCAGAGAGAAACUCCCAGUGAAAGUGCUAGGGAUGGCUCUGAGUGUGACAGUGAUAGUUGGGAACCAGAGAGAGAAAACCAAAAGAGCAGUGAAUCUGAUCAGAGGGACAUUGAGAUUGAGAUUCAUGUGAAAGGCCAAAUCAGUAGCGAAACUGUUUUAAGUGACCAGAAGUUUAGUGAUAUUGAUAUAAAAGACAAAUCUUUUAGUGAAAGUGAUAUAGGUAACACUGUUGAUAGUGAAUCUUGUAUUAAUAUAAAAAAUAGCAGUAUCUCUGCAGAAAAUGUCCAGAGUGAAUGUUUAAGUGGUGAAACACUUAGUGGAUACAGUGAAGUGAGUGAGUGCUUAUAUAAUGAUACUCUUGCUGAAGAAAGGUACACAGUCUCUCCACAGAAAGAUGAGAAUAUUUGUAAAAGAGAAGAGAUUGAGUCAGGUCAAGAGCCUAGUGUUACAAGUGACUGCAAAAAGACCAUUGACAUCAAGGAAACGGUUGACAUCAAAGAAACGGUUGACAGCAAAGAAACGGUUGACAGCAAAGAAACGGUUGACAGCAAAGAAACGGUUGACAGCAAAGAAACAGUUGACGGCAAAGAAACGGUUGACGGCAAAGAAACAGUUGACAGCAAAGAAAUCGUUGAUAGUAAAGAAACAGUUGACAGCAAAGAAAUGGUUGACAGUAAAGAAACAGUUGACAGCAAAGAAACAGUUGACAGCAAAGAAACAGUUGACAGCAAAGAAACAGUUGACAGCAAAGAAACAGUAGACAGCAGAGAAACUGUAGACAGCAGAGAAACUGUAGACAGCAGAGAAACUGUAGACAGCAGAGAAACUGUAGACAGCAGAGAAACUGUAGACAGCAAAGAAACUGUAGACAGCAAAGAAACUGUAGACAGCAAAGAAACUGUAGACAGCAAAGAAACUGUAGACAGCAAAGAAACUGUAGACAGCAAAGAAACUGGAGACAGCAAAGAAACUGGAGACAGCAAAGAAACUAGAGACAGCAAAGAAACUGGAGACAGCAAAGAAACUGGAGACAGCAAAGAAGCUGUAGACAGCAAAGAAGCUGUAGACAGCAAAGAAGCUGUAGACAGCAAAGAAACUGUAGACAGCAAAGAAACUGUAGACAGCAAAGAAACUGUAGAUAACAAAGAAACUGUAGAUAGCAAAGAAACUGUAGACAGCAAAGAAACUGUAUUCAGCAAAGAAGCAGUUGAUUGCAAAGAAACGGUUGAUUGCAAAGAAACAGUUGAUCGCAAAGAAGCAGUUGAUCGCAAAGAAGCGGUUGAUCGCAAAGAAGCGGUUGAUCACAAAGAAAUGGUUGAUCACAAAGAAGCAGUUGAUCGCAAAGAAGCAUUUGACCGCAAAGAAACAGUUGGCUGCAAAAGAAUGGCCGACAACAGAGAAAGGAUUGAAUGCAAAGGUACAAUUGGCAGCAAAGAAACGGUUGAUUUCAAAGCAAUAGCUGAUGGUAUGGAUACAAUUGUCAGCAAAGAUACAGUCAGUGACAAAGAAACAACUAUUGGUAAAGAAAUAGUUGAUGGGAAAGAAAUAGUUGCAUGCAAAGAAACAAUUGAAUGCAACAAAAUAGCUGGCUGUGAAGAAAUGGUUGAUGGUAGAGAAAUAACUGCUAGCCAAAAUAUACCUGACAUCAAAGAAAAUGCUGACAGUGAAGAAACCGUUAAAGGCAAAGAAAGAGUUGAUGACACAGGAAAAGAUAAAGAAACAACUGAUGGCACAGAAAUAGUUGAUGACACAAGCAAGGGCAAAGAAUCAGUUGACAUUAAAGGAACAGUUGAUGUCCAAGAAACUGUUGACAGCAAAGUAACAGUUGAUGGCAAAGAAAUGGUGGACAGCAAAGGCAAAGAAAUGGUUGACAGCACAGGGAAAGGCAAAGAAACAGAUAGCCUAACAAAUGGUGAUGUUUGUCUUGAAGACAGUAGUUUACAUAUCACACCCAAAACUAGCUCAAAUAUUUUGCCUGUUUUGCCAGUUGUGGAACCAUUGUUGAUUGAUUGUCACAAAGGAAGUGUAGGGUCCAGAGAUGAUGUAACCCACUAUAUCAACUCUCAGACUGACACUUUAGAGGAAGAAAGAGAUUCUAGUGUCAAACAAGAAUUGGAUAAAGUAAAAAAUAUUAAGGAUAUAAAGUCACCAAGAGGAAGAAAAAGGCUGCUACAGGAGGACAGUACUGACUCUACAGACAGUGAUAGCUCCACUCCGUCCAGACGUAGGGGACGCAGCUCAGGUUGUGCAUUGAGCAAAGGACUAGGGAUGGACACAAAAAAAUUUGUUGAAUCUGAAAGUAAACUGGAAAUCUUUAAAUCAGGGAAAGCAAAUAUAAAGGAAACCAGUUUAAAAGACGAGAGUAAGAUAAAAGAACCUAGUGGUGUUACCAAGAGUAGGGGUGAAUUGUCCAAAAUAUCUAGUAAAAUAUUUCCAUUUACCCAGGAAGAUUUGCAUAGCUCGUCUGAUGAGUCUAAGGAUAGGUUAGAGCAAGUUUUGGAAACAGACUCAGGAAGCAAAACUAAAUGGAAGAGAGAGAGAGAGAGUAGUGAAAUAGAAAAAAGUGAUGUCAGAGUGGACAUUCAGUGUUCUUUGCCUGAUGGUCUCCAGUCUCCAAAGAAGAAAAGACGAAAAAGUGACUCAAAAGCUGAAUCAGAUGGCACAGGCUUGGAUUCUGAUGAUUCUCAGGAGAGAAAACGGCCAAUGGAAGUCACAGAUGAUGAUUUGAGAAAAAGAAGAAAAACUGAAGAAAGUCAAGAAGAUAAACGAGCUGUGCCAAACGUGGAUGUGCCAAAAGUAGAAAGCAAAAAUGUGCGUUUUAAGAUUCCUACUUUAGACAUACCUCUUCCCACUGAAGCAUAUCCCAGGAGGAAUCAAAAAUCUACUAUAACCUCUAAAAAGGAAGAUAAUUUUGUGUCUGAUUGUUCAAAAGACAACUUGGAACCAAAUAUAAGUUUAAAAGGUGCUGAUUCAAUUUUUCCAAAUACUAAUGAAGAUACUGUUAAGAAGCCUAUAGAUGAGAAAUACUCUGAUGAAACAACAUUUGAGAAAAAAAUUAGUUUUUCGAAAGAUACUAGUGAUUCUAGUAUAUCACAAUAUGAUUUCAACACCAGCUUAUCAUCUAAAGAUGAUUGCAGUGAUGAUAAUAUUGAUUCAAAUGUUGCAAAAAUAUUUAUGCAAACUUCUUCAAUUGAUUCAUCAACAAUUCCACUAUUGGGUGAUGGAACAGAUCUUGAUAUUUCAUCCACAGAAAUACCAGCUUUGACAAUGUUGACAUCAGAAGGUGGCUCAAGAACAGUAGCAUCUGACCAUAUUGAGGAACUAAUAAAUUUUUCUAAAGGUCUUAGCACCACGAGAUAUGAGGAGAUUCUCACUAAUGACUGCUCAAAGAGCUCCUUGGAUAGGCUGGAUUCCAAAGUUUGUCAACAUUCUGGUACUGAGAAAUCUAACUUAGAUAAAAUAGAGAAAAUCCAUGGUGCCAGCAGUAGCUCGAGCAAGAAGGAGCGGAUUGAGGAUGUAAAAAUUCAUCUAGGUGUAGGCUUGGUGGCAGAAGCUCAUGACAAUAAAGAGAAUCUUGAGCCAAAGAACGAAACAGGCAGUAGUGGAAGUAAGGUUGAAGAAGUUCAUCUUCAGUGUGAUGAAAUAAAACUGAAUGUUAUCACUGAAAGUAAAGCUCAAAUCCAUAUUACUGGUGAUGAACCAGACCUGAAAGAUAAUACUAUAGGAAGCAAAGUUGAGGAAAUAAAUCCAACUAGUGAGGAAAUCCUAGAACUUGCAAAGAAACAGCAGGUUGAUUUUGGAGAAAGAGAAAUAAGGAACAAGCAAGUAGUAGAAGAGAGAUUGAAGAGCUUCCAGCACCUUAGAGAAAACUUGUACAUAGGAGAGAGAAAGAAGAGCAAGCGCAGCAAAGAGGUGCGACGUAUGGUGUGCGACUGCUCUCUCACUAAGGAGGAGCUGGAGCGUGGUGAAGUUGGCUGCGGGGAUGACUGUCUCAACAGGUUACUCAUGAUUGAAUGUGGUUCACGGUGUCCACUGAGAGACCGAUGUACCAACAAAAGGUUCCAGAAUUUCCAGUAUGGAGAUGUAGAGGUGUUCAACGCAGAUGAGAAAGGGUGUGGCAUCCGAGCGCGCACACCCCUGGCACCGGGUAGCUUCAUAAUGGAAUAUGUAGGGGAGGUAUUUGACACCCGAGAGUUCAAGAGACGGAGGAAAGAGUACGCUCGUGAACACAGCUCCCAUUUCUAUUUUAUGGCUCUCAAGUCUGAUCAGCUCAUUGAUGCAACAAGGAAGGGAAACAUAUCAAGGUUCAUCAAUCAUUCGUGUGAUCCAAAUUCAGAGACUCAGAAGUGGACUGUAAAUGGAGAAUUGAGAAUUGGUUUCUUCACUAAAAAGUACGUAGAAGCUGGAGAAGAACUAAGCUUUGACUACCGACUGGAGAGAUAUGGACGGGAGCCACAAAGAUGCUAUUGUGGCACUCCAGUAUGUCGAGGGUGGCUUGGAGAAUCUCCAGAUGAGAAAACCAAGGAAGAAAAAGAUGAAGAGCGAAGGAAAGAGGAAAGAGAUAAAAGGAAGAGGGAAGAGAGGCGAGCCUAUUUUGAGGAUAUUGAUCUGGGUGAUGAAAUAGAUAAGUUGAACUCUCACCGACUGAGAAACCGACAGGACACACUCAAUCUCUCACGACUUAUGGUACGUGCUGAAGAUUUCAGCUCGCGAGUUAUGCUACUGCAGUUACUUCAGACUGGGGAACCAGCGUGCAGGAGACUGUUCCUCGACUAUCAUGGUCUAAAGGUUCUCUGGUCUUGGAUGGCAGACCUGGGAUUCUCCCAAGAACAUACAGCAUUGAAAAUUGAAAUUCUGAAGACGUUGGAGUGUCUACCAAUCACCAACAAGACACAGCUCACAGACAGCCGGGUACUGGCACUGGUAGAGCGUUGGAGCACGCAGACAUAUGAUACGUCUUCAACACACUCUCCUCCGCCUCCUCCUCCACCUAAGACUGACCUCCUGGGUACAGUUUCACUGUCUUCGGACUCAGAAUCCAAUAAGAAAACAAGUGACACCAGUGAAGAGUCCGACAUUGAGAUGGAAACCAAAACAAUUCCAAACUCUAUAGAGGGAUCAAGUGCAGAUGACAGUAGUCUAGACUCUGAGGUGGAACAACCAUCAUUAAGUGUAAAAAAAAUGGUGGAAGGCACCAUGGCUGAAGAAGAGAGCAGUGACUCCAGUCAGAGUGAUGGGAAAGAGAACCCCACAAUAUGUGGAAAAACAAAUGGGAAAAGAUUAGCAGUGGAACCAGGAGAGGAUGAUGAAGCUGUGGUUGACCAGAAGUCAGUAAAUAUAGAGAAAGAGGCACAAGAAACCCUGGAACUACAUAGGACAGUGAUUGCACUGGCAAUAAAGUUGUUGGAUACUUGGAAAAGCUUGAAGGAGUUCUUUCGUAUACCCAAGAAGGAACGCAUUGAGCUGAUGAAAGAGCAUGAACGUGAAGUUGACAGAGGCUACAAGGAGUAUCUUGACAGAGAACAAGAUGAUGACCGUGAUAGAAGGGAUAAAGACAGAUUUGGUAUUCUCUUUUCAUUCAGAUACAACAGACGGGAUUCCUAUUAUGAUAGACGACGACGCUCUCCAGACCGUGAGCGAGACAAAGACCGCCAUCGUCGAGGUGGAAACAGAAAUGACCGGGACACAAGAGAAGACAAAUCCUCAGAUUCUCCAAAGAUGUCCAAAGAGCAGAGAAGACAGCUAUUUGCUUUAAAAGUUCAAAAAGAGGAGGAAGAAGCUAAACAACGAAAGAUGCAGGAAGAAAUGUGGGCAAUGCAUGUAGACCGUUGUCGUCUUCUGGGUCAUGAUCCUUAUCUGACACCAAUUUUUGAUCCUACCUACCAGUACUAUUGGGACCCAGUUGCCGCUACUUGGCAGCCCUACAAUGGAUCCGAUCCUAACAUCCCUGUGCCAGCAGCAUAUGGUCAGCAUAAAAAUGAGAGUGAUGGUGGAUCACCCUUAUCAAUACUGGUCCUUGCUCCAGAUGGUGAGCCUGUUACUCCAGGUCAUGGUGGACCGGAUGAUCCACUCAAUCCAGCAAACAUUCCAUUGCCUGGUGAAAUCUCCAGUUUACCCCAAGCAUCACCAUCCCAGCCCUUACCUGGACAAGCUGUACCCUGUGAAGGUACUCCUCCACAAGGAGCCAAGGUUCUUUCAAUACCUCUUCCUGGAGAAGUACCCUCAAACACCUGUAUUGGGUCUAUGCCUUUAGACCCAAGUACAACACCCUUACCAAGGAUUGAGAGUGAAGAAGGUCCUCCACCACCACCGCCACCAGGACCCAUCACCAUUCAGUUACCUCCACGGUGGAAGAUAGCACGGGACUCGGAAGGACACGUGUAUUUUUAUCAUGUUAAAACUAGAAGUAGCCAAUGGGAGCCACCCACUCUAGAACAGCACCAGCAACUGGAAGCAGAACUGGGAUCAGAUUCAGAAUCAGAUUCUUCAUCCUCUGAUGAUUCCGACUCGACGAGCUCUAGUGAUAGCGAAGACUUCUCAAGUGAUGAGGAGGAGGAGGAGGUGGUGGUGACGGUGGAGAGAAGUGGGGUGUCAGAUGAGAAGAUGAUCAGACGCGUGCGGGGCAAGAAACGGCGGUCAGAAGCACUGGUGCAGGAACGUGUUAUCAGCCCUAUCCUGGAAGUUGAUCGGGAGCAAGCAAGACGUGAACGUCGCGAGGCAAAGGAGCGAGCCAGGGAAGAGGCUCGUCAAGAAAGACAGGAGGAGAGACAGUCUCGUACCCAGGACCACACAGAGUAUGAAGAGAUUCCAGAGCAAUUAGACGUCACUGAAAGACUUGAAAUUCCUGAGAGAAGCGAGCGUGCAGAGAUAGGCGAGCUUGUGGAGAGAUGUGAGCUCUUGGAGAGAUGUGACCUCUUGGAGAGGAGUGAGCGUUCAGAUAGGAGCGAGAGAUCAGAGCGUCAUGAAAGAAGUGAACGAGCCGAGCGUCACGAGAGAAGCGAGCGAGCCGAGCGCCAUGAGAGUAGGGUUAAGAGAGAGAAGGUAAAGAGCAAGGAGCGAGCUGCAACAGCAAUUGCGGAUAAUAGUGAUAGUGCCCGAAGAAUAAAGGAUACCUUUAGAUCAAAAAUGGCCACCUUUAUAGUUGGUGUACUAAAUCCGUAUAGACGAGGAGACUGCAAGGAGGGCAAGAUCACCUGUACCGAAGAUUUUAAAUACCUGGCUCGGAAGCUCACACACUUCGUAAUGGUGAAAGAAUUGAAACAGCUUCACAGCAUAGAUGCUCUAGAAUACAGUGAUAGUGUUAAGCAUAAAACUAGGGACUUUGUUCGUAAAUACAUGAGUAAGUAUGGAGCAGUCUUUAAAAGGGAUCCCAGUGACACUAAGGAGUACUAGCUUUGUGGGUAAAGUUCUCAUCAAACACGUCCCAUAAUUAUCUUUCACUCUAACCUCAAGAAAAUAGUUUGGAUAGGGAGUGUGAUUGAAGCAGGUAGGUGGCAGAUAGUUAACAUUUCACGGUGUAUGCAACCAGUUGUUAAUUUUGAACUCUGUUAUAUAUAAGCUCUUGUAAAAGUAAUAAAAAAAAAAAGUUUAUUUAAUAGAAUAAAACUUGAGCCACAGUGGACUCUGUACAUAGGAAGGUAAAGUACAGUAAGGGAUUGGUUUUCCUUUCUAGUUAGAGCCAAGACAUGGAAGAUAAGAUAUUUGGAAGUAUGUUUUUGUCCUAGAAGAAUGUUACAGAAUAAGAUAAAUGAUGGCUAUGAUUGAAAGAUUCAGAAUCUUUAUUUGUUUUUAAUUGACAAAUUAAGGGAAGUUACAAAUAGAGAAAGUAGAAUGUAAUCCAGAGUUAAAUAUGGAAUUGUUUUGUGAAGGUUUACAAAUUUCAUCUUUUAUAUAGCUAUAAGUCAAUAUGUUUGUGAUGACACUAGAAUAAUUUCCAUGUAAGAUGUAUCUUACUGUUUUCUAUACAGAAAAUGGGAUGGCUUAUAAUAAAAUGUAGAAAAUUGGAUGGCUUAUAAAAUAGAGUUAAGUAAUUUUUUUACAGAAAUUUUUGUGUCAGAAGUUUCGCAGUCUGUGAGAAGAUGGGACAGUAAGUGAAGUAGGAGAGUAAAAUUUACACAGUCAGGAAACAUCAACUUACUGAUGUAAAUGUAAAUUAAAAAUUAAGCCAUUUUUUUAAGUUGUGAAACAAAUUGAUUUUAUGAGAAAGAUUAAAAGUGUCACUGCCACUGACGUGUGUAAUUAUCCCACCACUGAGCUCUGACUCCUGCUUCAUUGUUCCUCCGAGUCCUUGACUUGUGUAAAUUUUCAUAUGUAGAUCCUUGAGAAAUUCAUAACUAAUGGUUAGGAGUUGUAAAUGCUACUCUAUACCCAGUCAUCUUGAUUUAUUUAUAUUUAUUUUUUUAUGUUCCUCAUGCAGGGUAAAGGCUUUCAUUAAAGCCUAAGGUGUAUGUUUUAUCAAGCAUUUUGUAUAUUAACAACCCACCCCAGAAACUAUACAAGUUAUAAUUUAAUUCUUCGUGUAUAUACACAGUUGUACAGGCUCAUUAAUGUUGUAAUGGAAAUGGCUGUAUUUUGAAAGUAUUGAUGUUUUAAUUUUUUACUCCCAUAUUUGAUGUUGAAAUUUUUUAACUUAGUACAGAAAUUAUUGUUUUGUUUAUUGACUAAUGGUUUAGUUUUGUUUGUGUGUGUGUGUGUAAUGUGUUCUUUGGAAUACAUUUGCCUUUGUGAUGAUAUUAGCAUGUAGGUAAUUGAAGACAGAUAUAGGACUGAAUGUACAAAAUCCAGGCACUGGAAUUGAUAAAAUUAUGCUGUACAAUAUAUAUUUUGGCUUUCCUUAACCUUACUUGGUGUGAACCAAAUAUGUAGUGUGUGUAUUUCGUGCCCAGUUUUUAAGAAAAGUACAUUAUUAUUAUUAUUAUUAUUAUUAUUAUUAUCAAAUUAAGAGCUAAACCUGAGGUCUCGCAUCACUGCUAGGAGGAUAUGUGAAAGCAGAAAUGUGCAAAGGUUAAGAAUGAGUAAGAGGCAGGGAUAUGCAAAAUUAGGGGUGAGGGUUAGUACUGACAAAACUGAAAUCGAAUUUGGUGCACUAGGUUAGAUUCAGUUAAAAAGUCGAGAUUCUGCAUCAGAGGUGGGACUUUCAGCAAGAAUGAGUGUUGGGGCUGUUUAGAUGCUAGAUGGAUGUGUGAUCUUAAUCCUCAGAAUGGUGCCGGAUGUUUCUUCGUGUGAGUGUCCAGAGCUGCAUGUGUCCAAUGCAUAAGCAUGUGUGUGGUUUUCCAAACCAAACAGUGGUGGGAAGAUGGCCAAAAUCCUGUAUGUGAUUUGACAGAAAACAAUUUGUUGUGGCCUAAAGCAAACCAAUGUUGUUGCCAGUAGAUAUUGUGAGAUAGAAUUGAAAAAUACCCAUAUGGAAAAUUUAAGGGUGUUAAUGCAUUCAUUGCGCUGACUGUCCCCUCAUUACAGUUUCUCUCCAGCAUGCGGUUGACCGUGUUUCCAAUUGGGUCACCACUCCUGGGUUUAAAUUUUCCAGCACCAAAACUCCCCAAAUUACUUUCACUAGACAUUCUGUCAUCUCCGAUCAUCCUUUGUACCUCUAUGGCUCCCGUAUCCCUGAACGUGAUACAGUCCGGUUUCUAGGCUUUCUCUUUGACCGUAGGUUAUCUUGGAAGCCCCACAUUACUUCUCUGAAGGCAACUUGUCACAGCCGACUGAACCUUCUUAAAACCCUUGCUCAUCUUUCAUGGGGAGCUGAUCAUCGAACUCUCUUCGCCUACAUUCAGCCCUCAUUUUAUCGAAACUCGAUUAUGGUGACCAGAUCUACUCAGCGGCCUCUCCUGCUACUCUCUCUAGCCUUAACCCCAUCCAUCACCAAGGAUUACGUUUAUGCCUUGGUGCUUUUUGCUCUUCCCCUGUUGAGAGCCUCUAUGCAGAAGCGAAUGUUCCAUCCUUGUCUGAUCGCCGUGAUGCCCAUUGCCUUCGCUGCUAUGUAUGCUCUCACGAUCUCCGCAAUCCUUCCAUUUAUAGAAUGGUCACUGAUAUUAGUAGACAUCCUUUAUUUGUUUGCCGCUCCUGUUUGAUCCAUCCCUUCUCUCUUUGCCUACAUUCGCUUUUGUCUUCCCUUCAGUUACCACCUUUAUAUGUUCAUGUAGCAUCUCACUUUUCCCUACCCCCUGGGAAGUUCCAGCUGUUUGGGUCUGUUCUUUCUCACUCCCUUGCUCGAAAGCCCAACUGCUUACGGUGGCUUCCCGCUCUCUCUUUCUUGAUCACUUCCACUCUCAUUCUCAUGCCAUCGCUGUGUACACAGAUGGCUCUAAGUCUUCAGACGGCGUCGGAUUUGCAGCAGUGUUUCCAGACAGCGUCGUGCGGGGGCAUUUACUAUCUUCGGCUAGCAUUUUUACUGCUGAAUUGUAUGCCAUUCUUGCAGCACUUAUUCGUAUCGCAUCUAUGCCUGUGUCAUCAUUUGUGGUAGUCUCAGACUCCCUUAGUGCUCUACAGGCUAUACGAAAAUUUGAUACAUCUCACCCCCUAGUUUUACGUAUCCAACUUUGGCUACGCCAUAUCUCUACCAAGCAUAAAGAUAUUGUUUUUUGUUGGGUCCCUGGUCAUGUCGACGUACAGGGCAAUGAACAGGCAGACACUGCUGCGCGGUCAGCAGUACACGACCUACCAAUUUCCUAUAGAGGUGUUCCAUUUCUGGACUAUUUUGCUGCAAUAGCUACCCACCUUCACACCCAUUGGCAACAACAUUGGUCAACUCUGCUUGGUAACAAACUUCAUUCUAUUAAACCGACCAUAGGUUACUGGCCGUCUUCUUAUCAUCAGUGCCGAGGUUGGGAGACCACUCUCUUCCACCUUCGCAUUGGCCACACUCGUCUUACUCGUGGGUAUCUCAUGGAGAGGCACCCUGUUCCUCUCUGUGAGCAGUGUCAAGUUCCAGUAUCGAUUAGCCACAUUCUGUUAGACUGCCCUCUCUAUCAAUGAGCACGCAGAAUUUACCUCUGUCGUUGUCUCCGCUCUACUACUCUCUCUUUACCUUCCCUUCUUGCUGAUGGACCCUCCUUUAAUCCUGACUCUCUCAUUGACUUCUUGACAACGACUGAUUUACUCCACAAACUCUGAUGAUGAUACCUUUCGCACUCCCCUCAGACCUUUCUACCUCAAUCUCUUGCUGCCCUCUACCCUUUCAUCAUCCACUGCCCCGCUGUUCUCCGUAACCUAUUACUCUUCCAUCUCCCUUUUACCACCUGAUGCCCUCGCUUCCUUCCUGCCCUGCAGCGCUGUAUAGCCCUUGUGGUUUAGCGCUUCUUUUUUAUUAUAAUAAUAAUAGUGUGUUCAUUGACCUGAAUAUGUCCAGGGUAAGUGAGGUACACUAUAAGCAAAAUUUAAGACAUGGAUUUUGCAGGAGGGAGCAUCAGUAGUCUGAACCACUAGCUAUGGCCUACAAGUGCUCCAGUUCCCUGAAUACCUUCCAUCCCCCCCCCCCACAGGCACUGUAUAAUCCUAUGGGUUUAGCACUUCCCCCUUGAUUAUAAUAAUAUGGCCUACAAGAAGUCAUGAGCAUAGGACAGUUGCCAGAGAACUGGAAGACAGCGAGUAUAGCCCUUGUGGCUUAGCACUAAUAUUUUGAUCAUAAUAAUAAUAAUGGAAGACAGCGAAUGAAGUACCUAUAUUUAAGGAAGGAGACAGGUAGGAGGCAUCAAACUAUAGGCCAGUUUUGCUGAUAUACUGUGCAAGGUAAUGGAGAAGAUAGUUGGGGAAAAGUGGUUUUAUAAACAACCAGUAUGGCAAGUCUUGUUUUACCCAUCUUUUUAGAAUUCCCUGACAAAUGGCAGUGAGACAGGAGGGAGGGAGGGUUGGGUUGAUUGCAUUUUUUUUUUUUUUUUUUUUUUUUUAGACUGCAAAGUAUUUGAUACAGUACCCCAUCUCCCCUCAAGGAAGGUUCCUUGAUGUUGGUGAGGGGCUCUUGAUUUAGGGAAUUGGAUCUGUGCUCCAGUUCUCCGAAUUAAGCCUGAAUGCCUUCCACAUCCCCCCCAGGCGCUGUAUAAUCCUCUGGGUUUAGCGCUUCCCCCUUGAUUUAUAGUAAUAAAGUACCCCAUCUGAGAUUGGGGCAAAAACCUGAGAAACUGGCAAGAAUAGCUGGGAGCAUACUCUGGUGGAUCAAAGAAUACCGUUGAGGAAAGAAACAGCGAUUAUCUGGGAAGAGCAACAAAUGGAGGACCACAAAGAUCAGUAAUAGGGUCAGUAAUGCUUCUGAUUUAUGUAAAUGACAUACCAGAUGGGAAGACAGGCCCAAUUCCUUAGAUCAAGAUCCCCUUGCCAGCAUCAAGGAAGCCCCUUUGAGGGGUGCCACAUCCAUAAAGACCGUCAUAUAUCGGAGGAGGAAGAGGAAGGCAAAUCCUCAAGUAACUAGUAAUGAGCUGCACCGAUGACUACACUGCCUCACCUCCAAACACUACACACUAUUGUGCAUUUUAUCCUCCACUACAUUGUUCUACUCCAUUGCAGUUUAUUAAUACUAACACACAAUACUUGGUCCAAGAGAAAGGAUUUAAUAUUAAAAUAAUUGGGAAAGAAACAAUAUAAAGAUGGUAAUACAGUUAACCGAGAUUGAAUACACAGAAUAGAAUCGUUAGAGAGUAGCUCACUCCUUGGAGACCAGCCAGCUUCUAAUCGCAGGUCUGGCUUAGCGCUUCUUUUUUAUUAUAAUAAUAAUAAUCGCAGGUACCAAGACCCCACACUGGUCUUUAGCUCCCCUCAAGGGAGGUUACUUGACGUUGGUGAGGGGCUCUUGAUCUAGGGAAUUGGAUCUAUGUUCCAGUUCCUUGAAUUGAGCCUGAAUGCCUUCCAUCCCCCCCACAGGUGCUGUAUAAUCCUACGGGUUUAGCGCUCUCCCAUGAUUAUAAUAAUAAUGGCCUUUAGCUAUCUCCUGGCCUCAGUGCUGUGUGACCCAUAUGGCUGGCCAGAGCUCUGCACCCUGGCGAAGCUCUCUCCUUAGCUGCUUCUGAGUUUAUAUAUAGGCCUCCACCCCUAUAAUUUCAAAUCCGAGGUCACUUCUCAUGGUAGCAUACAUGUGGCCACCAUAGAGGCUAGUCUCUCUUAUCAGGAAUAUGGUUUGAAGGUUACCAACCACCAUUCCUUCAUAAACUGAGAGUUUAGCACUUAAGUUUUGAUUGUAAAAAUCUCAAACCGAAAAAUCUGAGACAUCACAGGUGUUCUCCCUUGGGGUUACAAAGGCCUGCACACACUUCUCACUUCUGGCUAUGUCACUUGUAGGAUUUUAUUGCGUGGCUUGAUAGACUCAGGAUGUGAAAUAGCACUAACUACUAUGGUCUCAGGUACAAACAGGACCUGUGGUCAAACAUGAUAUUGGUAAGGUAGUGUCAAGAUAAUACAAGACGUGAAUAAGGAGAACGACGCCAGUACCUUUAUUAAUUUUAUUCACGGGGGUAGUGCUGAGCCUUAGGGAUCGGGGCGCUGUUUAUAGGGCAAGGGAGAACUGACUCUGAACCCUGCCUCCCGGUGCCUGUGAAGAAACAUUGUUCAUUUUAUUAUUACACUCGUAUUAAAACGCUAAACCCAUAGGGGUCAUACAGCGCCUGGGGGGAAUAGGAGGCAUUCAGGUUUGCUCAAAGAAAGGUAUGCACAAGUCAAGUUUCUUAGAUCAAGAGCCCCUCACCGGCAUCAAACAAUCUUCCCUGAUGCUGGUGAGGAAUAGCUGAAUAGUUUGCAAAAAUCAAAGAACAUAAAUACCUCGCAAGUUUACCCGUACAUCUUAGGAAAACAAUGAGAAUAAUCAAGUGGUUCAUUUUACAGGUAAUGAAGUACUUAAUGUACAAGAGAAAAAAAAGACCCGAUGGGGAUGCGCGUGGCAGGAGAGAUCAGAUCUGAGGAACGUCACGAGGGUAAGAGUGCCAGAUACUUGGUUUUGAAGUUCAGAUGAUAUAAAGGUGUAAGUACGGCAUAGCAUAAGUCAAUCUGGACAGGCAACACUAGUCGGGUUGAUUUACUGGUAAACCCGCCACUUACCCCAUGGUAACCGGAGUUACACUAAUUGCCAAUUAUGCACUGAGAGAAAAGAACGGCUUGAAGAUAUUCUUUACGGGAGUGUAGGGAAAAAAGGCAGACAUCAAUAAUACAAAUUUAUUAUAGAUAUUAAAGCAUUGAUGUAGUUGUUCACAGUCAGUCCACGAAGCUUUCAACUCGAAGAAUAUAAAAGGUAAAUCACACGGACUUGUUUGACAGCACCAGUGACUCAUCGCAGUUGUUGCUCUCUUGUUGAUAGCCGAUGCUCUUUUGUUAAAUGCCGAUGCUUUAUUCUUUAUAUUCGAUUCUUUCUUAUUUAUAGUUGAUGCCCUCUUGUUUACAACUAAUAUUUCAUCGUUUUUAAGUAAUGCUUCUUUGUUUUCUGUUUCCUUUUUGUUUAUCAUUAAUACCUUCCUGUUCGUAAUCGAUUCCUCUUUGCUUUUAGUAAUUUUCGUCCAGUUCGACACAUUGGCUUGGUUGACUAGAGACUUGUCAUAAGUAGACAAAUGCUGGCAUUCAUUUCCAUA